Molecule: messenger RNA, 6851 nt
Organism: Micropterus salmoides (largemouth bass)
Lineage: Eukaryota; Metazoa; Chordata; Actinopteri; Centrarchiformes; Centrarchidae
Product: receptor-type tyrosine-protein phosphatase N2-like
Exons: 23
Coding region: 214-3327 (1037 amino acids)
Biological process (GO): protein dephosphorylation
Cellular component (GO): secretory granule
Molecular function (GO): protein tyrosine phosphatase activity
Source: RefSeq, a predicted model, not a curated record
UUGACUCUGUGGGAGCUCGAGCCCCCAGCAGCAGCAGCAGCAGCAGCAGCAGAAACGCCCUGCAUCCUCCUCUCCUCUCCUCCGACAUCCAUCCCCCGGCUCUCCACUGCUCCUCCAACCGCGGAGGAGCCACUCUGAGCGGGAAGGAACACGAACCAAACCUCGCUGGAAGAAAUGGCCUUUUAACACUUGAAAGAAUAACCCAGAAGACACAUGGAUCCUUUGCCUCUUUCCUUCCUCCACCUCCUCCCCCUCCUCCUCGUCGCUUCCCUGAGCUGCGUCCCCACUUCUGCUGACAGGAGAUUCGGUUGCCUUUUUGAGAGCGAGCUGUGCUCACCAUACGAGAUCUGUGUCAACGAUGGCAUGUUUGGGAGGUGUCACUCUGUUCCGGUGAAGGAGGUUUACACCUACGAUGUCUCCCCAUCCGUAGUCCAGCGAUUCAGGACGCUGCUGGAGAAGCUCUCCAACAGAGGUUUGACCUGGGAAGAUGACACCACUCAGCAGGUUUUGUCCAAGGAGUUAUCCAAACUGAGGAGGAUUCCCUACAGGCCACAGCAGAAUGCACCUGUCUACACCGGCACCCGGCCGGCAGCUGAGGCGAUGGACCCAGUAGACCAGAGGGUGAAGCCAGUGGAGGUGGAGCUCAGCAGAAAUCUGCAGACAUACCUCCAACGUCUCGGCCUCCUUCCCAAAACAUCAUCUGCCUCCAGUCUAAGCACCCAGAGCAAGAGUGACCGUUUCCAGUCAGGCGUACCUGCAGACCUUUAUCGCUCCAAGGCCCAGACUUCGGCUCAGAGGUCGUCUCCCUCCAGCUUUUCUCCCCUUUCAUCUUUCUUACCUCUACAGAAGCAGAGACCUCCAGGUGACCAGCUCCUCGCCACACAGGCUGAGGGUGACCUUCUCCUUGGUGCCCUGAGGCAGUACCUCUCCGAGCAUCUCUCCCUGCACCGUGGUGGGGUGAGCCCCGAGGGGCAGGAGGCCCCCUCAUCCCGCCUGAGGCCCUUCUACAACAACGGAAUAGAAAAUUCUGGGCUCAAAAAGGAAACGGCGAAAUCCAGGCUUCUAAAAUUGGGGAGAACUCAAGGGGCUUCAGUCAAGGACCCACUAACGUCUGUUGAUGAGAGGUUCAUCGAGAAAGUUUUGAAAAACGCUGGCAGGCAACACGUGGAUGUGGAUGACCUGACGCCACAGGACUUGGACAAACUGUCCAGCCUGAUAGCUGAUGCUCUGCAGGUGGUUGACCACGACAAGGGACUAAACGCGGGCUUGACCCGGGUUAGACCUGGACCAAGAGACCUGGGGGGAGAGCUGAGCGACAGGGAGAAAGAAGAGGAGGCUGCCAGGGAUGUGGAAGAGGACAAGUUGCUUCAGAAUGCUCCGACACUGAAACCACAGGAGAGCACUCCUAUAGCAACACUUCAAGAGCACCACACAGAUACAGAGGAGCAAAAUGUGAAGGACAAGCCUGAGAGUGGAAACCUCUUCUCUAAACUUCUCGCCUACCUGGACAAAACUACCUUCAACGCCUCUCCUUUUGCAAGAAAUGGGAACAACAUGGAGACAACCAGAGCCAAACAGGUGGGGCUGGAAAACGUCCAGAGUCGGACCAGCGAGGCAGGGGUGACGGUGCAGAAGAAGGACGCCACCCAGUCUGUGGAGGAGGUGUCGGAGGUGGAGGGCUGGAUCAAGGAGGUGGCGCCCCCUCCUGCUUCGCUUGUGUAUGGGGAUCUGCACAAGAAGACGAUGCACGUUCCCGAGCUUCAGCUGGACGUCAAAGCCAGCAGGAAGAAGGCCGACGAUGAUGUCUUCGGCUACGUCAUCACCGACACAGAUGGGCUGCAGACAGACGAAGGCCUCCACCUGAUGCAGAUCCUGGCUCGCAGGGCUAAAGUCCAGAUGGCCGACUUUGCGGAGCUCUCGGUGGUGGGCCCUGCUGUGACCUUCAAAGUGAGCCCAAACCCUCAGAACGUCAGCACCGCAGAUGUGGCCAAUGUGGCUGUUCAGCAGAAAGUGGCUGUGGAGAAGGAAGCCAAGCUCAGCAUCCUGGAGGCCGGGGUCGCUGAUGAAAGCCAGAUCAACCAGAUCCCAACCAAGUACAGCCAGGCAGAGUCCACUAAGUUCCUCAUCCUCACUAUUGUGUCCAUCCUGUGCAUCGUUGGUGUUCUGCUGGCCUCCACCGUGGUCUACUGCCUCCGCCACCGCUCCCACCACAAGCUCAAAGAGAAGCUCACCAAUCUGGGAACAGACACCGGCAGCGAUGCUACCGCCACCUAUCAGGAACUCUGCCGGCAGCGUAUGGCGGUCAAACCUCCGGCUGAGCGUACAGAGCCCAUCUCCUCCAGAAUCAACAGCGUGUCAUCUCAGUUCAGCGAUGGCGGUCCAGCCGUCAGCCCCUCGGCACGGAGCAGCAUCUCCUCCUGGAGCGAAGAGCCCGCCCACUCGAACAUGGACAUCUCCACCGGUCACAUGAUACUGUCCUACAUGGAGGAUCACCUGAAAAACAAGGACCGCCUGGAGAAGGAGUGGGAGGCGCUGUGUGCUUAUCAGGCAGAACCCAACGCCUGCACCAUCGGCCUGAAGGAUGGCAACGCCAAGAAGAACCGCUCCACUGCUGUUGUGGCAUAUGAUCACUCCCGAAUCACCUUGAAGGUUGAGAACAGCCAAGGCAACUCUGAUUACAUCAAUGCCAGCGCGAUCAUGGAUCAUGAUCCCAGGAACCCAGCCUACAUCGCCACACAAGGACCCCUGCCCUCCACUGUGGCUGAUUUCUGGCAGAUGGUAUGGGAGAACGGCUGCGUGGUGAUUGUUAUGCUGACGCCUCUUGUUGAGAGCGGGGUGAAGCAGUGCUACCACUACUGGCCCGACGAGGGAUCCAACCUGUAUCACAUCUACGAGGUGAACCUGGUGUCCGAACACAUCUGGUGCGAUGAUUUCCUGGUUCGUAGCUUCUACCUAAAGAACAUGCAGACCAACGAAACACGAACUGUCACUCAGUUCCACUUCCUGACCUGGCUAAACCAAAACGUUCCGGAGACCAGCCGGACGCUCCUCGACUUCCGCAGAAAAGUUAACAAGUGCUACCGGGGACGCUCGUGUCCUAUCAUAGUCCACUGCAGUGAUGGUGCUGGAAGAAGUGGGACUUACAUCCUGGUCGACAUGGUCCUCAACAAGAUGGCUAAAGGUGCCAAGGAGAUUGAUAUUGCAGCGACUCUGGAGCACCUGCGGGACCAGAGGCCAGGAAUGGUUCAGACCAAGGAUCAGUUUGAGUUUGCAUUGACGACCGUUGCGGAGGAAGUAAAUGCCAUUCUGAAAAAUCUUCCACAGUAGGAAGGUGCACCUCCUUCUGAUGGACCGGCUCCUCCUCUUCUUCCUCCUCCACUCCAGACAGCUUGUCUUCUCUGUCCUCUUCUCUCCCAUCCCGUCCUAUCUUUGCCUACCUAAUCCUUUUCACCUCCUUGUUUUCUCCUAUUAUCUCUUCGCAGUCCAAAGCAGCACAUUCACACCCACGGCAGUCCGCUUCCCUUCAUUUUAUUCCCUCUUGUCCUGUCUCUUUUUUCAUUGCAUCUCAUUCCCUUACUUUUAUAAAAUCCUUCUCCAUUAUGUCUUUUUUUUUUUAAAUGUGUCCUCUGUUCAUCUUCAUUUCCAUGCUUUGUCCUCUUGUCUACUUUUGCCUCCCUUCUUUCCACUCCUCCUCCUUUCACUUCUCCUCAUCUCCCCCUCCCCUUCCAUCUUAGUGAACAUUGUGCCAGGAAACCGUUGAACCAGUCUUGUACAUAGGUAGACCUUCCUUCUAUUGUAAUGAUCCACGCAGCCUGUUUUCCAAAGGGAUAUUUAAACACAUUUUCAUAGAUUGAAUGUGUAUGGUCUGUUAAGAGUAUAUUUAUCAUAGUUGUGUUUCUAAAUGAAGGUUACCUUCAUGGGCAUCAGUUGGGUAUGGCAGGAUUUGGCACUUAGCAUCACAGUGUAGUUGGAUCUUUAAGUCCUGGCAAUCCCUGAUCUCUAGAAUUGAUUUAUGACCAAUAUCACUUCAAUCAAGUGAAUGGAUUUUUAUUUUUUACAUUAUAAAUUGGAUGAAUUUAGGUUUUAGACUGUUGGUUUGGCAAUACUAGCAAUUUGACACAUUGGGUUUGGGGGAGUUGCAAUGUGCUUUUUCCCCAAUAUUCUGGCUAAAUAAUAAGGGGAUUAAUAGAAAAAAUAAAGACAUUAACCAAUAAUCAUCACUAGUGGCCCAAGAUAUGAUUCUAAUUUCCUAAAUUAUGUUCAAUGUGAGUAUUUGCCAUUUUGCCAUUUUACUGAAUUGACGCCCUUGUUUCGAGUGUGUGCGUGAGAUGUUGUAUCACUAAAUCGUAUCGUCGGGUUUUUAGUGCCAUGCUUUCUGAUAUGUUUUCAUGCAGUACAUUAGAGUGUCACAUUGCAUCUCAUCAGUGCCCGGUAUCGUAGAUAUGAGACAAAAUACUCACAGGAAUGUUUCCAUCUCCGGCUGAGGAUAAUUAUUCUUAACAGUAAGUGAUGAAAAACUGCCAAUAGGGUGUUGGGUGUUCCAAAAUGUGUGGCAACGCCGUAUUUUCCAUAUAUUUUAAGAAAAAUUUAAAACACGCUGAUACUGAAUGUGAGGUUUAAUAACAUAUAGAUAUAAUUUUGUAAUUUUCAUUAUCUUAGUGGAAGCAAUAUUGUGUUUCUUCAACCUGAAUCUUUCACUCGCGUGGACAACCAACAUCGUGGCUUGUCAGUGAAGUUACACUUGUGUCUGCCUUAAUAAAAACACAGUAGAUGGACUGGUAAAUGUGCACAGUCAGUUGGAAAAGAGGCUAGUGUGUAACGCUUCAUUUUAAAAUGGCCUUAUUCCAGCGGAUUAACCUGUGGAUUAAAGGUUUGCUGUGCUGCUACUUAAUGAAAAUCCCUCCGAUAAACACUGGCGAACACGCAGUCUUUAAUAAUCUGGGGGCAGGACGUUAACUUCUGUCCAAAAGUUUGUGAGAGUCUUUGAUUGAGUUCAACAGCAGUAAUCACGUGUACUUUAAAUAAUGAAUUAUUAAUUUCAACCACAGAACAUUGGAAUGAGACCAUUAUAAAAUUAUGUGUUUCUAAUCAGUACUUUCCUGUUAAAAGAGGAUGGUCUUGCUUCAGAAUAGCAGUUCUUCUAUGUAGCAUUAAUGGAUGAUUUGUACAUGUACAGUAGCUAAACCUGUAUUGCAUUGAAAACGAGUUUGUGGUGACACUUGCCAGCUGGUUUUCCCAAAAGCAUCUUGAGACUAACAAGGUUUUUGUUCUGUUGAAAGGAGCAAAGGCAGCAUUAAAGGACCAUACCAGUGAUACCAGUUGCAUGUUUUAGCCCAUUUACUUUACCCAUACUUUGAAUUUCUGCUAACUAAAUCAUGUUCCACUGUUUCACAUUUCUGAACAUUUCUGUCUAGUCUAUCAGCACACUAAAUAUUGUUACAAGAUUAUGCAGAGAGGACUGUAAGUAUUCACUUACAACCACAUUACCACCAAAAAAUAAUUGAGCUUAUAAAAAAAACAAUUCUAUUGUAAUUAUAUGUAGAUUUGUAGAUGUGCAAGUUUGAGAAGUAUGCUAAUUGAUUAUCAUAGUGUAUGGAAAUGAGUGGAAACCAAUGGCUGCCUAGAAAGCAGACAGAUUACACUGAACAUCUGAAACUCUCUGGCAUGCAUUCACAAAUUGCCAGCAGUAAUGAGAAGUAUAAAUGCUUUGUAUUUAAGAAGGGGGGGGGGGGGGGCUUUAAGAUAUGAUCAGUCCUACAGUCUGUAUCCAUUGGUGCAUGUUUGUGCUUGGCUUAAUUAAGAUUCACACUGCACAAUUAAAAGGCCUCCACAGGCUUGAAAACAAAUGUCACAUCACUCACAAGUGGCCUGUUGGUAACCUGUCGAAUAUGAGCAUCAGACCUGAGAUCAUUUUGUUUUUCUUGGCUUUCUAAUCACAAAGGAACUUUUAGCCGUAAACCACUGUGUUUGUGCUCAUUAACCCUUGGGUUUUAGGGUAAAUUCUUGUUGACUGGGAUUACAUUCAAAGCUAGUUCUAAGAUAACAAGAGCUCCAGGUUCAACUGAACAAAACACAACUAACAUACUUGGAGUGAACACACCCAUUAUCUAAAGAUGACUUUGGGAAACCAACUCAUAGUUUGUGUAAAAUUAACUUAAUUUCACUACUUUACAGGCAGUAAAUGAACAGUUUUAUCCUUCAAAUUCUAAUUUUGUUUGUUCAAUCUUAUUUGUAUCAAGUAUGUUACUAGUGCAUGGCUAUUUAUUCAACAAAUGAGUGUGCUGUACUUUCCUGUGGCCUCAAGACGAUCUCAGCAAAUCUCUUCAAGCAAACAGCAAAUGGUUGGUUUAUCUCUUCACUUUAUUUCAGACCAUUUAUUGCACAAGCAGCUCCAAGGAGAGCAAGAGCCAAGGAUUAUCAUCUCUAAACUGUGCAGAUCAUGGUUAAAGCAAGUUGAAAGGUGGUGCAGUGUCAAUAUGAUGUAACACUGCAGCAAGCUGGUGUCAUGUUGUUUGAAUCUACUCCAUUUUUCAUCACAAAUACAUGCUGCAAGAAAUUCUCCUUAUAACAGCUUGUUCAAAGUAGCUAGACAUUGUAUUUUUUACUGUUAUGUAUGUUUUAAAAAUGUGGAAAUAAGUGAAAACUGAUUCUACUGGCCAUAUUUCCCAAUGCUGUUCUUUCUUUCACACACUCCAGGAAGAUAGCUGGUCUGUUGCAUUAACACUGUACAUAAACAAAAAAAAAAGAAAAGAAAAGAAAAGAAAAAACAACAGAAGAUAUUUUGUUCUAUCGGUGUAAACGACUUGUGAAUAAAGUCUCAUCGUCAAUGCAGUAUUGUAAUGCAACCCUGA